AUGACCAAUGUUAGCAUUGAAGCAACUUGGAAGUGUGCUCAGGCCCUUGAGGUUAUCAUCUAUGAUGUCAUUGAAGGACAGUGGCCCCUUUCGGAUUUUGCAAAACAUCUCCAAGAUGCAGGUACAUCUCCAGCCAAGGGUGAGGACUACCUACAACAGCUUACCCAACGUCUGGAGCAGCAAAAGAAGGACAGAGAGGCUGAGGAACAGCCAGACACCCAGUCUGGGGAACAAGCAGUCCGAGAAUCCACUCCUGAAGGCCUUGAUGAAGCCCAGGCAGUUGAGUUUCAUGCUUGGCGUGAAGUGCUCCUUGAGGAGUCCUUACCUGCCACUGUUCUUGCUCUUGCCCUGCAUCUGGCUGAACUCUCAACAUCUACCAUAUCUGAUCCCUACAUUGAGGAGACUUGGAAACUUUGGCAGGAGAUUGGAACAGACAAGACCAUUGACUCUCUUGUCAACCUUAUGCAGGUACAACCACUUGCAGAUCCCAUCCCUCACUCUAUCUGGUGUCUGGUCAUCAAAGAUUACUUUGUCAACUUUAAAAAGCAUUCUGCUUUGAUGGACAAAGGGGCUUGGAGCUCAGCUGUCAUGCUGGUUUAUUGCCACCGCUCUUUGGAGCUUCAAGGGUAUCAGCGUAGGGUCACUGAUUUAUUUUGUGCUGUGCCUCAUGACCUGUCAAUCACCAUCACUUUUGAUGUCGAAGCUUGUGAUCACUAUGUGAAGAGUCCUUUCCACAUGGACAAUCAGACUCAGCUCAAUGUGCCACUUUUGGCGCGCAUGGCAUUUGCUGCAAGUGUGAAGGCCAACACUGAGCAAAGGAUGAACCUGUCUGCAACACUCUCCUCCAGGCUUGACAAAGAAAAGGAGUUGGUGGAAGCUACCCAGAGAGCAGCAAAGGCAAAGGAAGGGCCUAGGUCUAUCAAUUUGGGGUUGAAGUGA
Molecule: messenger RNA, 939 nt
Organism: Laccaria bicolor S238N-H82
Lineage: Eukaryota; Fungi; Basidiomycota; Agaricomycetes; Agaricales; Hydnangiaceae
Exons: 4
Coding region: 1-939 (312 amino acids)
Source: RefSeq, a predicted model, not a curated record